UGAGGGGAAGGAGGAGGAGGAGGAGGAUGGCGGCGGGGGCCCGGGCGGAGCUGCGUGUGCUCCUGGUGCCCCGCUCGGAGGAGCCGCGGGGAUGGGCGCGGGUGCGGCUGAGCAGAGCCCGGGACGCCCUGGGCACCCUCCUGCUCCCCGGCGGGAUCUACCUGGAGUCGCUGUGGCCGGGCGGGCCCGGGCGGGCCGGGGGCAGCGCCCUGCCGGGAGCCUGGGCUGACUUCCUGUGGGACAGCGCAGAUGAUGAUGGGUCGCACUCAAACAAGACAAAACUCCUGGCUCUUGGUCAAAACCAUGACCUGUUUGUGUAUGAAUUCAAUGUAGAAGAUGGAAAACACAACCCAAAUUCCCUGCACAGUUGUAAGGAAGAGACACUUAAAAAGCUCCUUGAAGCUAAAAACAUCAGUCUGCCUUCAAUUUUCUCUAUGAAGAUUCUGUCCUUUGGAAGUAACAAGUGCAAACUUCUGCUCAACCAGUUUAUCCUUGUGCACCUGACGUUUCCUGGGGAGGACUCACCCCCUGAGACCUGUGACUGCUUCCCCCUGGCUCUGCCUCCAGAAGCUGUGGCGAGAGUCACAGACUCCCAGUUCUGCAGGGGGAUCCUGUUCCUGUUGGACAGUGCUGGCUGGAUUUACAUAUUUGGCUGCUCUGAUGGUGCCACCCUAGGGAAGGUCAGUGUGGCCCUGGGGGCUGGGCAGGGGCAGGGCCCAGCCCCUGGGGCUCCCCUGGCUGGCCUGGCAGUGUCCCCUGACCUCAGCACGGCCGUGGUGACCAGCACCUGCCACCGUGCCCUGGCUGUGCAGCUCAACUCCUACUUCAGACAGUUCCCUGAACAUUUGCUCUGUAAGAGAGAUCCAGAAAAUCUUGCAGUGCAGGCUCCAGAGGGGCUGGAUGAGGAUGAGCUGGCCAGUUCUGAGCACAGCAUGGAGCUGCUGUCGCAGCCGUUCCGCACGGACAGGUCCUGGAAGGCACAGUUGUCCUCACUGUGGGACAGAGUAAGGAGAAGAAGAACACCAGCUUCUCCAGAUUUUCACUCCAGUCAAGUGAACAACUUGAAUUUGCCUUGGUAUCAGUUUUUUACUCACCUUGAAGAUCACGAUCCUGCAAUUUGUGAUGAUCCAGAGAGGAUGGUGGCCUUUGUUCCCCGGGCUGUUACGUGGGCGGCUUCCCGGGCGCUCCAAAGCCAGGGCACGGCCCGUGGGGAUGCAGGACAGCAGUGGGCACAGAUCCCCGUGGCAGCACCCCAGGAAAUGGUCAAACUGGAGUGUAAACUGGUGACUGCAGCUAAAGCUGUGUUUGUGGUGCUGGCACAGGACACGGGGCUGUCUCUGGCGCUCUGGGAUUUUGAGUCCCGGGACGUGACGUGUUCCCACUUCGGCAGGAGCAGUGUCUACGUGGAGGGCAGUGCAGAGCUGCCACUGUGCCUGCUGCUGACAGAGCGUGGUCUGUGCCUGGUCCUGUUUGGUUUGAGUCGGGAGGAGUUCCUGAGCAGGCUGAUGAUGUUCGGCAGCGCCGCAGCCGUGGAUGCCGUGUGUCACCUCAAUGGCUGGGACAGGUGCUCCAUUCCCAUCCAUGCCCUCCAGGCAGGUUUGGAAAAUCGCCAGCUGGACACAGUGGACUUGUUUUUAAAAAGCAAAGAAAGUCUUUUCAGUCUGUCUGCACCCUGCCCUGGGCCUGAGCACCCUGGGGAUGGCACCUCCCAGUCCUACCUGAGAAAUCUGGAGGAGCUCAGGCCAGCUUUAAACUUGCUCUGCUCAGCAAUCCAGGACAGUGACAUGGAGCCUCACAGCAAGCAGUUCUCUGAGCAGCUCCUGAGCCUCACCCUGACCUUCCUCACCAAGCAGCUGGAGGAAAUCUUUGUGCACACACAGGAACCUGAUGAAUCCCUGCAGAAGGCUGCAGAUAUUUUAACUGACUACAUCAUUAAGCUGAGAAAAUUCCUGAGGAAAUACCCUCGAGCACCGCUGACUCCGGGGCACACCGGAGCUGACCUGGAUGAAGACCUGCCUGAGAUAGAGGAGAGCCAAGAAUGGGAAAAACUGACACCAGAGGAGGUCAUUGCCGAGGCCAUCCUGAGCAACAAAGUGCCAGAGGCCCAGAUCUUCUUCCGAAGGCAGCAGCAUCCUGCUGAGAGUCUGCAGGAGUUUGUCCAGAUGGGUUUGAGCCUGGCCUAUGACUGUCUGCUGAAGGGCAGCACCGGGGAGGCCUCGCAGCUGCUGAGGAACCUGGGCUUUGACGUGAAGCAGGAGCUGCACAAGAUCUGCUUCCACACAGAGGACAGACACGUACGGGAGCUCCUGGUGAAAGUCUUACAAGAAGAAAACUAUUUUUCUGAAAAAGAGAAGAAAAUGAUAGACUUUGUGCAUCAGGUUGAAAGCUUCUACUCAGAAUCCUUCCAGGAAAAUAAAGAGACUCAGUCUCUUUCCAGGGUGUCUGUAGCACAGCAAACGAAACGAGCUGCAGAAAUCAUUUCCCAGUUAAAUACUGGAGAAACCGUAAUGAUACUGAUAAUUUGUUAUGUCAGCUUUGGGAAAACGAGGCAGCUCUUCAGCUGUCAGAGCUGGAGUCAGUCCCUCUGGCACUCCCUGGGAGCUGUGCUGGGCUGGGGGGCUGAGGCCAGGCUGACCCCAGCCCGUUGCAGUUGCAGCAGCUGCAGGAGGCAGCAGCAGGAGCUGUGCAGGCACCAGGCAGUGCUGGGCUCGCAGCUGCACCGGGGCAGCAGCAGCAGCAGGAUCAGGGUGCUGCUGAGCUGGGCUCUCUGGUGGGAUGAGCUGCUGCAGGAGAUGAUUCUGCUCCCCUGGAAACCUCGCCAAGAACUCAAGACCUGCAGUCCUGAGGCUCUCUGGAUGCACCUGACAGCCCAGCAUGACUGGGUCAGCAUUUGCUCCUGGAUUGAGGAGUCAGAGCCCAGCCAGGCUCCGUGUGGCCGCUCUGCCUGGCCCCCCCUGAGCCCUGACAUCGUUGACAGGAGCACUCUGUGCAGCACCUACAUGAGACAGGACAUCCUGAACAAGCUGGCCAGAAAGGGAAUCUUUGUCCGUUCUGAGCUGGAAGAUUUUGAGCUCUUGCUCCAGAGGCUGUCGUGCCUGGGGGGAGUCCUGCAGAAUCCUCACCCUGUUCCAAAGUACAGCACUGCCAGUGGCCUGGACUUCCAUGGCCAGUUUGUCCUGCACUGCCUGGAGCACAGCCUGCAGUACCUGCUCUACACUUACCUGGACUAUUACAGUUUAACCCCUUCAAGCUGCCCUAUCCUGGAUAACAAGGAGCUGCAGGAAGCCCAUCCCUGGUUUGAGUUCCUCGUGCAGUGCCGAGGGGUUGCCAGCAAUCCCCGAGAUCCCAAGAUGAUUUUCCAGGCCAGUCUGGCCAACGCUCAGAUGCUGAUUCCCAGCAGCCAGGGGGGUGUGAGCAGCAUCCUGCUGGAGGGCAGGACCCUGCUGGCCCUGGCCACCACUGUGUACGGGCCUGGGGGCAUUGACCAGGUCCUUCAGAAUGAAGACACAGAAAAACCUCUGAAGAAAGUUGAUCCCCAGCUCUUAAAAAUGGCCUUGACCCCUUACCCCAAGCUGAAGGCUGCUCUCUUUCCCUCCUGCACUGCUCAUGGAAUUUUGCCUCCUGACAUCUCUCUCUACCACCUUCUGCAGUCAUUAAUGCCCUUUGAUCCCACAAAAUUAUUUGGCUGGCAAUCAACAAACACUCUUGCUGUGUCAGAUGCCUGGAGUGAGCUGCCCCACUUCUCCUGGCCCGAGCUGGUGAGCAGGCACGCCGUGGUGGAGAGGCUGGGCUUCCUCUUCUACCUGCGCCACGCCCGCCCUGCCUUCGCCUUCGGCACCUUCCUGCAGCAGCUGGCCAGGAGCAAAGCCCCCAGGCAGCUGGUCCAGCAGGCAGCACGGGAGGCCCGGCUGGUGGCCCUGUCCUCCUUGGGUGUCCCCUCGGUGGCAGCAGCCUGUGUGUGCUUCCUGGAGCUGCUGGGGCUGGACAGCCUGGGGCUGCGUGUGGAUCUCAGAGCUGCCAGCAGCAUCAGCAGCCACGGCAGCAGGAGCUCCCACCACGGCCACAGGGACAGCCUGGCUGAGAAGUUUACAAAGUUGGCUGAUGGUGAAAAAGCAGCAGCAGCAGCAGUUCUGAGCUCCUUGGAGGAGGCCUUCUGGGAUGGCAUUGAGCAGCAAGGAGUGAAGAGGACAUCCAGUGACUCCAGAAGGCAGUGGUCCUUGGUCAUGCAGUUCUGCAGAGUCCAUAACCUGGAGCUGAGCACGUCCUUCCUGAGGGAAUGUGCCAAAUCCAACGAGUGGCUGCAGUUCCUCGUCCAGACCCAGCUCCACGGCCACCAGCCAGCCCAGGUCGUUCCCCUCCUGCAGGAUUUCCCUCCCGUGCUGCGAGAUCACCUGCUGCUGGCCCUGGGCAAGCUGCUGUGUGCUGAGGCUGCCCGUGCAGGGAGCGUGUUCCAGGUGCUGCUGCAGUGCCAGGAGGAGCCCAGCCCCUGCUGGCACCUGCUGGCCGAGGGGCUGCGGGCACACGCGCCCAUCCUCAGCGUGCUGGCAGCCUGCUGCCCCGAUGCCAAGCCCGUCUCCUGCCUCUGUGUGUGGAUCAUCACUUCUGUGGAUGGUGCCACCAGGGCCGAGGCCACCGCCCACACCCAGAGCCUGGCAGGGAGUCCCCAGUGGGACCUGCAGGACCUCGCUGCCAUCUGGAAAGUCCUCCUGAGGAAGAAAAAGAGUAAAACGCUUCUCAAUGGCUUCCAGCUCUUUUUGAAGGAUUCCCCUUUGCUGCACAUCCUGGAGAUGUAUGAACUGUGCAUGAACUGUAAAAAGUACAACGAGGCUAAAACCAAACUGGAGAAAUUUCAGGAAAGCCUCACAGAACUGGGAGCUGCGGCAGGGGCGGCCCCCGAGCUGCCGGGGCCGUGGCUGCGGUCACAGGCGCUGUUCCUGCUGGAGCUGAUGCUGCAGCAGAGCCGCACCGACUACGAGCUGGGCAAGCUCCUGCAGCUGCUGGCUGCCACUGAGAACCUGCUGCUGGAUGGUCCCCACGUGAAGAGGCUCUGUGCCCUCAGUGAGGCUCUGAGGGACUCCUCCAUCUCCAUCAGCCGCUCCAUCCUGACCUCCUGCAGCCUGCAGGCCUUCCAGGAGGAGUGCAGCUCCAUUCUGGAGCAGCUGCAGGAGAAAGGAAUGUUCAGCCUGGCUCGGGAGGUGGCAGCCCUGGCUGAGCUGCCUGUGGACAGCGUUGUCACACACGAGGUUCUGAGAGAUCUACAUCAUUUGAGAGACACUGGACAGUGGCAUCACACCCAGACAAGAGCUGACUUCUGGAAAAAGUGCAACGACACCUUCAGCAAACAUUCUGUCUGCAGCCGAGCCGCAGCGGCGUUCUUCCUGGAGCAGGCCAACAGCGUGUGGGAAUGCCCGGGGCAGGAGAGCACAGCCGGCCUGCUGGAGAGGCAGCUGCUGCUGACGCUGGCCGGGCACUGGCUGGCGCUGGAGGAGCCCGAGCUGGCGGUGCCGGAGCUGCAGGAGCUGGAGAAGCGGAUCUGGCAGUGCCGGGUGGCCGAGCGAGCGCUGGCGGCCGAGGGCUCGGGGCAGGGUCCCUGCGGGCCGGGCCGGGAGCUGCCCUUCGCCAGCCUGGCCCGGAGCUUCUCCUUCGCACAGCUGCCGGCGCUGAGGGCGGCCGGGCCCCGCGGCCUGCAGGCCCUGGGGCCCGGGGAGCCCCGGCAGGGUCUGGAGCCCGGGCAGGCCCUGGAGCCCGGGCAGGCUCUGGGACCCGGGCAGGCUCUGGGACCCGGGCAGGCUCUGGAGCCCCGGCAGGCUCUGGGACCCGGGGAGCCCCGGCAGGCCCUGGAGCCCGGGGAGCCCGGGCAGGCUCUGGGGCCCGCGGAGCGAGCGGCGCUGGCCGCGCUGCUGGGAGCCCUGCUGGACGAGGGCAGCGUGCCCGAGGCCGCCCGGGUGUGCCAGUACUUCCAGCUGUGGCCCCGGGACGUGUCGCUGGUGCUGCACUGCCGGGCGCUGGCCUCGGGGGAGGCCGGGCUGGAGCAGCUGCAGCCCGAGGUGCGGGCCCUGCUGGCGGCCAGAGCCGGGACACGCGAGGCCGGCGCGGCGAGCGGAGCCCCCAGCCCAUCCAACCUGGAGGAGUGGACCCCUCUGGGGGCCCCGAGUGGGGACGAUGCUGUGGUGGCAGCGCUGAAGGCUCUGGCAGAGGAGUGUGUCCAUGGCAGGGGCUACUGCCGGCAGGUGCUGUGCCUCUACGAGCUCUCCAAGGAGCUGAGCUGUUCCUUUGGGGAGGUGUUGGUGGGGGAUGCUCAGGAGGUGCUGGGGGCCAUCCUGGCCCAGCGGGGGCCGGAGCGCAGCCGCAGAGCCCAGGCCUUCAUCACCUGCCAGGGGCUGUCCCCUGCCACUGUGGCACCACUGCUGGCACAGCAGAUCACCCAGGAGCUGCUGGCCUUGGCACAGGGAAAAGGGCAGAAGCAGGUUUGGAACCCUGCAGUGGAGAGCCAGGCACUCCUGCAGCUUGCCAAGCUGUGCCAGGAUCACACCUUGGUUGGGAUGAAGUUACUGGAUAAAAUCUCCUCUGUCCCCCGUGGGGAGCUGUCCUGCAUCACAGAGCUGCUGAUCCUGGCCCACAGCUGCUUCAGCCUGACGUGCCACAUGGAGGGGAUCACACGCGUGCUGCAGGCGGCUCGGCUGCUCACCGAGGAGCACCUGGCUCCCAGGGAGGAGUAUGGGCUGGUGGUGCGGCUGCUGACCGGCAUCGGCAGGUACAAUGAGAUGACCUACAUCUUCGAGCUGCUGCACCACAAACACUACUUCGAGGUGCUCAUGAGGAAGAAGCUGGACCCGAGCGGGACGCUGAAGGCGGCACUGCUGGAUUACACCAAGCGCUGCCGGCCCGGCGACAGCGAGAAACACAACAUGAUCGCACUGUGCUUCAGCAUGUGCAGGGAGAUCGGGCAGAACCACGAGGCUGCUGCCUCCACCCAGCUCAAACUCAUCGAGUGCCGGCCCUGGGAGGAGUCUCUUCAGGAUGUUGCAAAUUUAAAGAAGCUGCUGCUGAAAGCUCUGACUCUCUUCAUUGAUGCAGCAGAAAGUUACUCCAAGGACUCGUGUGUGCGGCAGGCGCUGCGCUGCCGUCGCCUGACACGGCUCAUCACGCUGCAGCUGCACUUCCUGGCCUUGGGCCAGAGCACCAGGAUCAUCAACCUGGGCAGGCAGGACCUGCCUGGAGCCAUCCUGGCCCUGCCCAGGUUCUACCAGGCAGCCAUCGUGGCCGAGGCCUACGAGUUCCUGCCGGACUGGGCUGAGGUUCUGUUCCAGCAGGUGAUCACCAGGGGUGACUUCGUGUACCUGGAGGAGUUCAAGCAGCAGCGGCCACUGCGGCCCAGCCUGUUCGAGGAGGUGGCCAAGAGGGUCCAGCAGCACCCCCCUGCUGAGGCUGCCCUGAGGAACCUGAAGCGGUUCCUCACCCACUGUGAGGACAUCUACACCUACUACAGGCUGGCCUACGAGCACAAGUUCUAUGACGUGGUGAACUCCCUGCUGAAGGACCCUCAGACUGGCUGCUGCCUCAACGACCUCUUAUCCAACUGAAUUCCUGCCAAAUUCCAGCCUGGACACGAGCACAGGGUCAGUGCUGAUUGACACAGAUUUUAUCAGUGACCUGCACCCAGGGCACUGCUGCUCUGCAAAAAUUACUCCAGAAAAAUGGACAGGGUUGUAAAUAUUUAAAAUGCUGAAACUGUUAACCUAAAAUUGUGUUUUGUAUAAUAAAUGUGUUUAUAAAUUA
Molecule: messenger RNA, 7779 nt
Organism: Parus major (Great Tit)
Lineage: Eukaryota; Metazoa; Chordata; Aves; Passeriformes; Paridae
Gene: SPG11
Product: SPG11 vesicle trafficking associated, spatacsin
Exons: 40
Coding region: 27-7583 (2518 amino acids)
Biological process (GO): synaptic vesicle transport; chemical synaptic transmission; axon extension
Cellular component (GO): axon; synapse; cytoplasm
Source: RefSeq, a predicted model, not a curated record